Messenger RNA from Ilex paraguariensis (yerba mate), 1075 nucleotides. The record is from the annotation of a GenBank genome assembly. Lineage: Eukaryota; Viridiplantae; Streptophyta; Magnoliopsida; Aquifoliales; Aquifoliaceae.
CGAGAAGUUAUUGCUCUUAUGGAAUUUGGGUUGAUUUCAGGGUCCAAAAUCAACUGGAUCUAGGGUAUACAGCAAUAUGCAGCGUCUACGGACCUCGGGGUCGUCGUUUAUUAGGUAUCUAACAGUACCUCAGAUGAGAAGAAAAGCUUUGGAUUCCUGGUCUGCUGUUCAGGACACUUAUUAUUCAGCAAAGGAUAUUUUUGAGAGCCAUAAAGUGGUAUUUACAAUCUCCACUUCUAUAGCAUCCGUUGCAACAGCAUGGUUUGGUUAUUCUCUACGCCAUUUUCAUGAGUCAAGAGUUGAUCAAAGGCUAGAAUCAAUCGAAAAAGCUAUGAAAAACACUUCUCAGUUGGAACACACUGAUAUCCAAAAGCUUGUUGGUUCAGGCAGUAUCAGUAUUCCAGCUUGUGCUGCCACUGCUGGAACCUCUUUCAUUCUUGGUUAUGGCUUGGGUUGGCGAGGUGGAAAAUGGUCUGCAAAUGGGAGGUUCAGAAAGGAGCAGAUGAAACUGUUAGGACAGCUAAAACCUAAAAGGUGGCACCUCAAGUUCCUUCAAAGACCAUUAAUAAGACCCAGAUUGCCCGGAAUUCUAAAGCGCAAAUUGCCAGAAAAUACUGUUGGAACAUCAGAAGCAUUGCAAAAGGACGUGUCUAUUCGCCACAACUCUGGAGACACACAACCUGCUUGUUAACAGCUAUGGAGGCGCGGAUUCACUAUCUGAUGCCAAUGAUGUGCAGCUCUCUUGCUGGUCAGCCUCAAAGAUCGCGAGUGACAUAAACAUUUUGUUCAGUAAAGAGAGGAACUUAAAGAUUAUGUUAAGGGCAUGAAUGCAAGGCAAGCUGUGUGUAAUCCCUUCCUAUAGUAUGUAAUCUGGCCAAAAUGUCUCCAUUUAUUCUCAAAAAUCGUGCUCAAAUUGUAAAUGUGGAUUUCAUUGUAAUCGAAUGUCCAUCAUGCUCUCAGUAAAAUAUGCGUUUCUAAGAUUUGCUCUAUUUUUACAUAAGGGGUUUAUGAAGAUGACUGAUUAGUUUUCCGUUUUAGAAUCAUGUCGUGCUUUGUCAUUCAGGUGGCGCUAUAA